Cryphonectria parasitica EP155 is the source of this 2592-nucleotide messenger RNA. RefSeq lists its product as uncharacterized. Bases 1 to 2592 code for a protein of 863 amino acids. The record is from RefSeq and is a predicted model, not a curated record. The transcript is spliced from 5 exons. NCBI's taxonomy places the organism in Eukaryota, Fungi, Ascomycota, Sordariomycetes, Diaporthales, Cryphonectriaceae.
AUGCUUUUCAGAAACAGUCUAUGGGGCGUCUGUCUCCUGAGCGUCUCGGCCUCGGCCCUGCGCUUUGAGAUCCCAUACUCGCUGCUGCUGGCUAGAAACAAUGUCACCACGGGGGCUGUAGCGGACACUUCGGAUUCUGCCCAGGACGAUGCGUCCACUGCUACCAACUCCAGCACGACCGUGAAUGGAACAGUACCUGCCGAUAUUCCAAACCUCUGCGCCCUGGGCCCCCCCGGUAGUGACAGUGUCAGCGAGGUUUCUGGCCCGACGGCGUCGGGAUGCUCCGACUGCAUCACGGCGUCUGGUGUCAUCAUCGGCACCUCUGUCCCCACAACGCUCGUCCCAGACGACUCGACCGCAAGUGGUGCUGCAGCAAGUGGCUCUGCAGCAAGUGGUUCUGCCGCUGGGACCGGCAGUGCGGUCGACAAGAGGGCAGAGCUGGCACACGUGCCGCGCGCGACGCUCCUGAGCCGUGCGCCAGAAGCCCAGCCCCUCGCCGAGCCGAACCCAGGCGGGCAGGAAGACUUCAUGGAGACCAUCAGGUCGAGCGACAGCACCCAGGCCAUCGGCAUCGUGCCAUCCAAAGACCAGCUCAAGAACUGGAGCAUCACCCUCCAGAUAGACGGCAAGAAUGUGCAGACACCCAUCGGCGUAACUGGUGUCUGGACUCCAUGGCCCAAGGAGCCGACAAACUUCAAGAUGGUUGGUAUGCAUGGCUGCACGGGUGUCCUCAUCGUGGUAUGGUUCCAAUCUUCCCUCCCCCUCACCCCCCCCCCAAGCCUCCCAAGAGUCUUUGCUGAGCCGGGACAGGGCAACUCGGGCUUCUGGGCCGGCCACUGGUGGGAGUCGGCUCUGCCGACCAACAUCAAUGGAGGCAGCUCCUUCAACUACCGCUACGGCUCUGGCGACAAUGAUGUCGUGACGAGGCCUCUUGCGGACUUCAAGAAGAUUGCGGCCGACAUCCUCAAGGCCCCUGCGCCGGCCGGGGCCGACUCGUUUUAUGGCGAUCCUUUUGGGGCGAGCAACGGCGGCGGCGACAUCUACAUCCUGUCCAAGGCUGCAGGUUCAUCGGCAGCACAGCAGAAGAAGCUCAUGUACACGGACCAGAUCCAGCAGCUCCAGCUGGCCAUGCAGAAGUAUGUGCGGCGCAACACGGUCACGAUCCGCCCAUACAUCGGCGCCGAAGACGCCUUCACCGACAACGGCAGCGGUGAGAAGCGCUCGCCCGCCGGGGUGCCGGACUGGCUCAACGGCGUCUCCAUUCUCCAGUACAGCCCUUAUGCCGGGACCAGCAGCAAGGGCUGCCCUGAGGCGCGGGCGAGGGUCUGGGAGGAGAUCAACACCAGCCCGGCCGUCGACAGGUCCUGGCCCGCCAGCGUGGGAGGGUCGAGCAAGCGGGACGCGGCGUGUGCGCUGUCCUCCUCCUCCUCCUCCUCCUCCUCCUUGACGUCGGCGGCGGCCACCGCGAGCCAGCCACCCUGCUACCCGUACGCAGACCCUGACAACGGCGUCCAGGACAGCUGCAUGUGCACCAACGGGGUCAUGGUCUCGGCGGUCACCGCCACCAGCUCCGGCGCGGAGGACCUGUGUCCCUGGACGACUCUCCCUCCCCAGGCCCUGACGACGGCGAAGCCUACCAAGAACACCCUGCAGUACCAGUUCACCUACACCGACCUGUCGUCCAAGGUGAUCGAGUGCGAGACCUUCUCCACACAAGACUAUGCAGGCUACCCGGCCUCCUUCUCCCUAGGCGCCGGCUCCUCGGCGGUCCUCUACGAGCCCCCCGUGGCCAGCAUGGAGCUCGGGUCCUCCAAGGUCAACGUCGCCUCCAUGACAGGGGAGACGCUCUACACUAGCGUUUCCAAUGCUGUUAUGAGCCUGUGCCCAACCCCGACCUCCGAGGGUGCCUGGACGAGCUGCGAGACGGGCACUGUUACCGUGGGCAAGGCCGACUUCCUGGAGAAGGGCGAGCCGCAGGAAGGCGAUGUUACACUGCACCUAACAGAUACGCAGUAUAACUCGUCCGAUUUCCUUAAUCUCUUUGUGAACAUGCUAGCUCGCGGUGCUAAUGCAAGCGCCUCGGGAUCCAACUGCGAUCUUCAGACCUGGGACUACACGACGGAGAGCAUCGCCAGGCGGGAUAUCGCCGGCCGGGUGGACGUUCCCUUGUCCGUGCCCAGCCAGCAUAAGGGGAACGGCACCUUCUGUAAUAUCAACAGCUUCUUCGACACCCAGUUCUAUGAUGGCGUCCAGGAGACUGCCAAGAUGUGGUUCGAGGCCGAGUUCGGCUUCGAGCUCGGCGAGAUGGGCAACUUCGACUGCUCCAGCACCGUCGACCUGGUCGGCGAUGUCCUCAGCGCCAUCUUCGACGCCAUCUUUCCCGAGUUCGCCUGGCUCAUCACCUCGGGCAUCCAGCUCGGCGAGCUGGCCUGCGAGGCCGCCGAGACGUUCAACCCGACCAAGUCGAGACGCGAGAUCGAGGCCGACAGGGCCAGCGCCAAGCUGGCCAGGGCGUGGGAGAAGGAGAUGAAGAAGGACAGGAAGCUGCCGAUGCCGGACCACAGGAAGAGGGAGCUGGGGCUGAUGGACUAG